Molecule: messenger RNA, 5029 nt
Organism: Cherax quadricarinatus
Lineage: Eukaryota; Metazoa; Arthropoda; Malacostraca; Decapoda; Parastacidae
Source: RefSeq, a predicted model, not a curated record
UGUUCGCCUUGAAGACAUUGAGUUGAUGAUAGACAGCGACUACUCUGGAGAACUGCGACCCUCUAUGGAAAAUGCUAUUGAGCGAAAAUGGUCGAGGAUUGUUGGACCUGAAUUUGAGAUUGUGGUUGCCCAGUUAAGCAAGUUUGAAGAAGGAGGUGGACUGGGCAUCAGUCUGGAAGGAACAGUGGAUGUAGAGGGUGGAAGAGAAGUUCGUCCUCACCACUACAUCCGCUCCAUCCUACCUGAUGGUCCGGUAGGGAAGAAUGGACGUCUGUGCAGCGGUGACGAGCUUCUUGAGGUUAAUGGACAGAAGCUACUUGGUCUGAAUCAUGUGGAAGUUGUUGGCAUCCUAAAGGAGCUCCCUCGAUAUGUGCGUCUAGUUUGUGGUCGUCGAGCUCCAGGAGCUCCCCCGCCUCUACACCCUAUUGAUGCGCCCACAGCAGAUCGUGAUGCCUUCGCUGCAAGGAAUAUUCUUGGUGGUUCUCUACAAAACCUUAUCCCAGGAUCAGAACGUCUGGUAAAGGCUAAGUCUGACGGCUCCCUAGCAUCUUCAGCGACGGCAGCCAAUAGCGACACUUCUUUCAAUCGCAUGAAGAGUCGUAGCCUGGAACCUCUAACUGGCCUUGCAAUGUGGAGUUCAGAAUGCCAGGUCAUUGAACUCACUAAGGGAGACAGGGGCUUGGGCUUCUCAAUUCUUGAUUAUCAGGAUCCAUUAAAUCCUCAAGAAACUGUUAUUGUGAUCCGCUCACUAGUUCCUGGAGGAGUAGCUGAAAAAGAUGGCAGACUAAUUCCUGGUGAUCGAUUGGUUGCUGUCAAUGGAACCAAUCUUGAAAAUGCGACUCUAGAUCAAGCAGUGGCAGCCCUCAAGGGAGCACCAAAGGGCAUUGUGUCAAUUGCAGUUGCCAAACCUAUCAGCGUUCUGGAGUCAACUGGCCAGAUCCGUUCCCCAGAUUCUGACGAUCCCACGGGCGCCACACACCCCAGGAGGAGUCUGUUGGACGCCAUCUUGGGCGAGCUGGGCUCUCCGGCUGACAGUGAGCUUAACGACCAGCAGCUGAUGGACAGAUCUGUCGGAGACGACGAGUACGACGAAUACGACGUACGACUCCCAGACUCCGACGACCUUCUUGACGACGAGGACGACGUUGAUAUCUCCGACGACCAGAUGUACCGCGGCCACAGGCACUCUGGAUCCAUAUUAUCGAGUGGGUCUGAGGUACCUCCCCUGCCCCUGACCUCUCCUCCCCACACCCCCGCCUUCCCCACCGACGAGGAGGAGGAAGAGAUUACAGAAUAUGACAAUGAGCUGAGGUGUGGCGAGGCUGAGGAGGUGGAGGGGGAGGUUAUCUCAGACUCCAGACACCCUGGGCUCACCCUCAGCUUAACGUCACCCUCGGCUCUGCUACCUCCCAGCACUCAUCAUCCCACCGAGAUUGUCUCCCCCGUCAACAUAUACAAGGCGUCGGUUCUGAUGGUUCCAGUAGCAACAGAGCGUCUGAUUGGCAGCGGUCCCACCAUCACCACCACCACCAGCACCACCACUACCACCACCACCACCGCCGGCACCACCAUCACCACCUCCACCACCCACCACCAGCCACCACCACCACCAGCCUCCCACCAACCAUCUCAAGCGGUGUGCUGGGAUGAAGAGCAGCAAGCAUCACCCCACACCUCCCCACAGCUCCCCAGAUGGGCCUUGCAGAUCCCAACCCUCCCCAAGGACCUCGAGCGAAGUAUCAAGAUCAAGAAGGGAGCCGAUCAGCUGGGAGUGAACAUCGAGGUGGUGGAUCAGGGUGUGAACGGCGUGGUGGUAUCUUCACUGGUGAGGAACGGCGCUGUUCACAAGGACGGUCGGCUUCACGCUGGAGACCUCAUUCUUAGCGUCAACAACGAGUCCAUGAGGAACAUUACGAACUCGCAGGCCCGGGCCAUCCUUCGUAGGACUCAACUGGUUAGCACAGAUGUCAGCAUCCUCUACAUUCGGGGUCAAGACGCAGCUGCAUUCCGGGAAGCUUCUCUCCUGCAGUAUCGUGAAGGACAGCAGCAGCAGCAAAGCCAGCAGGUGCAGCAGUCACACCAGCAGACUAGUCCAAGGAUCUUCCCGAAGUACUACAGGUCUCCAUACAUUCCCCGUGGGGACAGUUCAGAAGACGAAGCUGCCAGCGGAAUUGGCAGUGAUCUCACUCGCUCAAUCACUGCCCCCUCUUUCAUUACUCGUGAUCUCAGGUCACGGGAUCAUAGCCAUGACGAUCUCCUUGGGUCAGUCUCCAGCCUUCCGCAGGGCCAACAGUUAGAUAGUGAAGCUGGAGGACUUACGGUAAUCAAUAUCAAACACGCCCUAAGCGAGACUUUAGUGGAGUCACGCACUGAUGAAUCUAAUGUUUCUUCUAUCCAUAUUGGAGGUGAAGAUAGAAACCUAGAAGAUGACGGAGAGGACAGGCCAUUUACAAUAACUUUCAAGAACGUCUCUGAAGCACGACCAGAAUACGGUCCUAAAGUAGACCUUGAACCGGAAUCUGAAGACCAUGAGGUUUUAGAUGUUCUCCAAGACAAUGGCGUAAGUUUGGGUCGACCUCCUGGAGGUGAUCCUUAUAUUUAUACUAACCCAGAAAGCUUUACUAAUCUACAUAUUUUAACUGGGACUAACGUUUCAUGUGUCACUAAUGAGUUUUUAUUGGACAGUCGUGCAGGGAAUUUUUUAUCUGGAGUUGAUGGUGCUUUCCAGACAGCCGAUAACUUUGAGCUUUCCAGUAGUUCUUCAGCUAACCUUCAACAGCCAUCAGCGUUAAGAUUAGUUAGGUUUGCAGAAUCUAAAGGAAAAAGUGAACAUAGUGAAUCAUCUGAUUCAAGUGCUGAAAGAAGUAGCUCUUUACUUGUCGAGUGUGAUUCUGAUAGACAUUCCAUUAGUGACUUUUUAUCGGAUGACUUAAAUCCACCAAGUGCGAAGUUGGUGGUAGCUCAUAUAACAGAUGUUGAAAAUGUUGUACAGAGGCGUACUAUAACAAGUUCCAAAUCUUUCGAAGAAACAUCACGUAUCAUAACUCCGUACAUUGAAAGACAAUACAGUGAGAUCAUUCCUGACUCUAUAUAUCUGGCUCAAGAGCAUUUGAUCCCGAAACCUAAACAAAUUACAGAACCUAUUGGUGGAAAUAGUUCAACAACGGGAGAACGAAAUAGGAUUGUAAGAAGUGAAUCUUAUUCUAUUUGUAUACCCAGUCGUUUAUCUCCUAGUGAAGAAUUAGUAAAAAUUAAGCAAAGUCCACUUAACGGCUUUGAACGUGUGCAGCAAACUCCUUUAAUAAGUGAUAGAGAAACAAAAAUAUCAAAAUCUGGUUUAAUUUAUAGCAAAACAAAGUUUUCACCAGAAAGUAAUCAGGCUCCAGCUAUUACAACCACAACAACAACCACUAAAGCUGCAUAUUCUGUUGGAGCAACAUUAACUACAAGUAUAUCAACUACAGUGUCCUCCUUAUCAAACUCGGAUAAAACAAACAUGACUGUCACACAGGGUAUUACUGUGGCAGCCUCUGAGGGUCGCUCUGCUUCUUCGAGCCCCAUGUUGGAUGGCAAACACUGGGGUCCUGAACGCACAGUUGAGGUGCGUCGGGAUGACAAGAAUUCUCUUGGUAUUUCAAUUGUUGGUGGGAAGGUGGAUCUUAGUUGGUCUGGGUCUUCUGUAACAGGAAUCUUCAUCAAAAAUGUUCUUCCUGAGUCUCCUGCAGGGAAAGGAGGCCAUUUAAAGACUGGUGACCGCAUUUUAGAGGUAGAGGGAAUUGACCUUCGAGAAGCAACUCAUGAAAAGGCAGUGGAAGUUAUCAAGAAAACUGGUAAUCCAGUUACCUUCGUUGUGCAGAGCUUAGUACAGUGGACAUCAUCUAACUCGGCCCCUCCUUCACGUGAUGUGAGUCGACUUGGUACCAGAUAUCCCACCUCAAUUACUCCAGCAAGAACACCCACGCCAGAACUUAUUCAGGCCAGCACUCCACUCAGCGAAGGCAGCUCCCAUCAGCAGCAGAGCCAACACUUUGGAAGACACCAUCCUCCAGACCCAAGAGCCUCCUUUCCAGUGGCUCCCCCAAUACCUGAAACUUCAACUCCAAUUCACGAAUUGUAUCCAGAGCCGGUGAGAUUUGUGACAGAAUCACCCAUAUCAGAACCAGAUGAUCCAGAUCCGCUGGUAAAUCCUUAUUAUUAUUAUGCUCGUGCUGCACUAGCUCACUGGCAUGUGCGUGCACAAAGACCUCAGGAGCAACAACAAGUGACCGAGGGGGAUGGCAGUGGUAGUGAUCAGGAAAAUAGUACAAGCAGUAGUAGUGAAAGUAGUACAAUGAGUCGAAGGUUUCUAGACCUUAGAAAUUUUAAUCCCAGUUAUGGCGUUCAGUUAACGAGACCUAAUGGAAGUAAACUUGACACUCCUCCCUCAGAUGCUCCUUUAAUGGACACUCCUCCAUCUGAUGUGCCCACAGUGGAUGAUUCACCAACUGAGGAGCCUCAGCAGUGUGAGCAUAGUGAAGCUGAUCUUGAGCAGAGUGAAUAUUUGGUUACUGACCUGCCUUGUGAAUCAACUAUUGUUGAAUGUGAACAAAGUGAAACCACAGAAAUUCACCUUAAGUUAACUGAUUUAGUGCAUAAAGACUUAAUAGAAAGUGAGCUUAUACAUAGUGACCCUCACAUUUUUGUUCCUCAGUGCAAUACGUUUGAAUAUGAUAAUGAAAGUGACCCUUUAUCGGCCAGAGUUGUGCUAGAUGACUUCCCGCUAGACCCGCCUCUGGAUGACCCACCUGUAGGAACAUACACUUAUGAUUGGCGAACGGACCCACACCUGUAUCAGGGCUUGUGGUAUGUACAAGGAUCAGUCAGCGAACGCUUAGCAGCUCAAGUUCCCACGCAACCAGUCUCCCCUUACGACAGCCCUGCUCAUUCACCCACCGUUAAUACGCCCACCACCGAACAGGUGAGGCUGCCCGCUAGCAUUCCAUCCACUCAUGCCUCUUUAACUUCACUUUUCUAGAUAUCCCAUGUCUUC